Molecule: messenger RNA, 1301 nt
Organism: Zingiber officinale
Lineage: Eukaryota; Viridiplantae; Streptophyta; Magnoliopsida; Zingiberales; Zingiberaceae
Product: probable galacturonosyltransferase-like 1
Exons: 1
Coding region: 55-1134 (359 amino acids)
Cellular component (GO): Golgi apparatus
Molecular function (GO): glycosyltransferase activity
Source: RefSeq, a predicted model, not a curated record
GCACCGCGGUCUUGACCGCAGUGUUGACUCCCCACGCCACGCAUCGCAUCACCGAUGCCUCUUCCGUCGCUGCUCGCCGCCGGGCUUCUCCUCUUCCUGGCCACUCCCGCGCCGUCUUCCCAUGCGGCAGGGGUCGACGAAGGCGGCGACAACGUCAGCACCGGCAUGCCGCGGUUCCGCGAGGCCCCGCAAUUCUACAACUCGCCGUCGUGCCCGCCGCCGCUGCCUGCAGGACCCGGGGCGGCCUGCUCCCCCAGCGCCCUGGUUCACGUGGCGAUGACGCUUGACGUGGCGUACCUCCGCGGCUCGGUGGCGGCGGUGCUGUCGGUGCUGCAGCACACCGCGUGCCCUCAAUCCAUUUUCUUCGACUUCGUAGCUGCCUCCGCCGCGGGCCGACUCAACGCCACCGUCGCCGGCGCGUUCCCCUCGCUGGCGUUCCAGAUCCACUCCUUCUCCGGCGAGGAGCUGCGCGUGGCUGGGCUUAUCUCCACCUCCAUCCGCGCGGCGCUGGAUCGCCCCCUCAACUACGCGCGCUCCUACCUGCCGCGCCUGCUCCCGGAGUGCGUCCGCCGCGUCGUCUACCUCGAUUCAGACCUCGUCCUCGUCGACGACGUGGCAUCUCUGGCGUCGACGCCGAUCCCCGACGGAGUGGUGCUGGCCGCGCCAGAGUACUGCAACGCCAACUUCACCUCCUACUUCACGCCCACCUUCUGGGCGAACCCGGCGCUGUCGGUGGCCUUCGAGGGCCAGCGCGCAUGCUACUUCAACACGGGGGUGAUGGUGAUGGAUCUGGGGCGGUGGCGCGACGGCGGCUACACGGAGCGUAUCGAGGAGUGGAUGGAGUUGCAGAAGCGGAUGCGGAUCUACGAGCUGGGGUCGCUGCCGCCCUUCCUGCUCGUCUUCGCGGGUCGGAUCGCGGCCGUGGAGCACCGGUGGAACCAGCACGGGCUCGGCGGCGACAACUACAGAGGACUCUGCCGGGACCUCCACCCGGGGCCGGUGAGUCUUCUGCACUGGAGCGGGAAGGGGAAACCGUGGGCGCGCCUCGACGCAGGCCGGCCCUGCCCCCUGGACGCCCUCUGGGCUCCCUACGACCUCCUCCUCCGCAACACCAUCGCCAUUGAUGAAUCCUGAACUCAGCCAUCCUCACCCGACCCGAUCGACAAAAUCUACUCGAUCUUUUUGCUUAUUUGCCUUUUCUUCUUCUCUCUUUUUUUUAAAAUCUUUACCACAAAAUCAAAGGUACAGAUCUAACUUUUGCUUAUCAAAUGUAGAUUUAAUAUAUACAUAUUGUUUAAUUA